Aspergillus neoniger CBS 115656 is the source of this 2151-nucleotide messenger RNA. Its product is annotated as Zn(II)2Cys6 transcription factor. Lineage: Eukaryota; Fungi; Ascomycota; Eurotiomycetes; Eurotiales; Aspergillaceae. Gene Ontology annotation, biological process: DNA-templated transcription; positive regulation of transcription from RNA polymerase II promoter by galactose. The transcript has 4 exons. Gene Ontology annotation, cellular component: nucleus. Gene Ontology annotation, molecular function: RNA polymerase II cis-regulatory region sequence-specific DNA binding; DNA-binding transcription factor activity, RNA polymerase II-specific; zinc ion binding. The record is from RefSeq and is a predicted model, not a curated record. Bases 1 to 2151 code for a protein of 716 amino acids.
AUGGCAGACGCCAUAUCCCCAGCGCAGCCUUCAGGCUGGCGGAUCCCCAAGGCGUGCCAAGAGUGCAGGAAGAGGAAGAUCAAAUGCAAUGGUGUCAAUCCGUGCAAAACCUGCGAACUGCGCCAUACUCCAUGUAUCUAUCGCGAAGUUAUUCGAGAGCGCAAGAAGAAGCACCAAUAUACAGAUGCUCCCGCGAAUGAUGAGUACAUCUCCAAUGGGGCUACGCGGGCCGACUACGGCACACGGCAGCAGUCUCCUGGGGUGAUGCAGCCAGCCCGACGGAGAAAUCCCUCCGUCAGCUUGACCUUCAACAACAGCGUUUCCGCUACGCAUAUGGCAUCGCCAUCGUGCAAAGUCCAGCUAUACUAUGGCUCGACUUCUCACUUUGCACUCAUGCACGAAGUCUACCGGGGCCUGGUUUCCGGCAACCAAUCUGCGGAGACGGAGGAGCCACAGGGCGAAGUUGAAGAAGCCGGAGCUGGCUUGGACAUGUUUAGCUUCCGUCGGAUUUUCUUCGGAACCCAGGCUGAGUCGCAUGAUUCGAACAAGACCCUAAAUGGACCCGAUGCAAAUGUGCUGUUUCUACCCUACGACUUGGCCAAGGUCUUUCUGGAACGCUUUUUGGCAACGUUGUAUCACCUCGUGCCGUUUUGGUCUAAGGAAGUCUUCUAUCAACAACUCGAUCAUUUGUAUCGUCCAACACCAGAUUCGCGCUCAGAUAAAUGGGCGCGAUCACUACUUUUGCUGGGGUUAGCCACCGGCUCGCUAGGCACACAGCACCAUAGCUGGGGAGAUAUCCUAUACGAGCGUGUAAAGGCGUCUAUCUCUUCUCUUGACGACGUGGUGAACCUUCAGACUCACGCCCAUUUUCAGAAUGAGCAAGGAAGACCUAACUCCGCAUUUCUCCUAAUGGGCGCAGCUGCCCGAAAGGCCAUUUCUGCCGGUCUACACAAAGAAGCACCCGCCGAGAGUGAUGAUGCUGAUAGUGUUGAGGAACGACGAUGCACGUUCUGGUCAUUGUACUUCUACGAAGUGUCGGUUACUCCUGAGUUUAUCAUUAUGUGGUAUACUGAUUCUUUGAACAGCUGGACUUGUUUCCAUCUUGGACGACCGAGAUCCCUAUCUGCAAAAGAUAUCGGAAUUGCACUACCAAAGGACCCCUUCUUGCAGGUGCUAGUCCACCUAUCGAAAAUAUUCUCCCGAUCAGCCGAUGAGAUGUACGGCCGACGACAUGAAUCAUUACUGCAGAUGUGGAAGAUUGCUAAAUCAAUUACCGAUGACAUGCGAUGUUACGACUCGAAAAUGCAACAUGCACUAGGGUUUGGGCUUGAUAAGCCGGUUCAGCCGGGGACCUUGGGCGUACGGCAGACUGUUCUAAUAACUCUCUAUUAUCAUACCAUUCUAUUGACCUUUCGACCAUUCUUGAUCUUUCGAGGUCGGUGGCAGCACCAAAUGAAGAUAUCCUCGCAACAGCCAGGGAACAGCACGGCCAAGGGACCAACAGAAAUCCCCACAUGGCUGAAUGAAGCCUGUAAUCAAGCUCUCAGUGCCGCUUGCAGGACUAUCCAUCAUUUAUACGAAGCUUCCAUAUACAAUGAACUGGUUCGGGAACUCCGCUACCACGGAUAUUUUCUGGGCAGCUCUAGCUUCGCCCUAAUUUAUGAUCUAAUGCAUGGAGAAAAUUUGGCAUCCACCCACCUUCCUUGGAUACACGCCGCCUUGCAAGGUCUUUCAUCGAUGCGACAUGGAGAACCGAUUACCAGCUCCAUGUCUGCUAUACAAACCGUCCUGAGAAAACUUAACCCAUCGUAUGAAUGGUCGCCAGGUGCAAUGCUAAAAGGGAAUUCCUAUAACAUUGACCAAGCUAGUGCUGUGCGACGCUACCCCAGCAGCGUCGCUCAUCAGCCCCAAGGUCCAAUUCCCGACACUUUGCAGUCAGACCUAGCCGGGGGAGGUCUUUCUAUGCUAUCUGAUUUUCAAGGUAACUCCUUGCAGGAUGGCCUACGCAUGCCAAGUGGUAGCCUGGGUAGUGGAGAGGACCUGCUCGACUUUACCCAGUCCGAUAUGGGUUGGGACUUUGACUUCUCAACAAUGGACCUUGAGGCUUUCUUUUCUAUCAAUCCGACUCUAGACCCUCCGUUGUUCCAGUAA